AUGCCUAAUAUAAUAAAUGACAUAAAGUUGGACUUUAAAGAUGUGCUGCUGCGCCCGAAGCGGAGCACGCUGAAAAGCCGAUCGGACGUAGACCUUUUCAGAGAAAUCACAUUUCGCAAUUCUAAACAAACAUACAGAGGAAUUCCCGUGAUGGCUUCUAAUAUGGACACAAUUGGAACGUUUGAAAUGGCAAAAGCUCUUUCAAAGCAUGGUCUUUUUACUACGGUUCAUAAAUAUUAUACCGCAGACGAAUGGAAAGACUUUAUCGCGUUAAAUCCUGAUUGCGCAAAGAAUGUAGCAGCAACUUCAGGGACAGCAAAAGAAGAUUAUGAACGGCUUUCAAGCAUUUUGGAAGUUGUGCCGGAAUUAUCAUUCAUAUGUUUAGAUGUUGCAAACGGAUAUUCACAGCAUUUUGUAGAGUAUGUGAGAAAAGUAAGAGCGCGAUAUCCGAAUCACACUAUAAUUGCAGGAAAUGUUGUAACAGGAGAAAUGGUGGAAGAACUGAUACUCUCAGGAGCGGACAUAAUUAAAGUAGGAAUUGGUCCAGGUUCCGUGUGUACAACGCGGAUGAAAACCGGUGUUGGUUAUCCACAAUUGAGCGCCGUAAUUGAAUGCGCGGAUGCGGCGCAUGGAUUGAAAGGCCACAUUAUUGCUGACGGUGGAUGUACCUGCCCUGGAGAUUUAGCGAAAGCGUUCAGUGGUGGCGCAGACUUUGUCAUGGCAGGCGGAAUAUUUGCAGGUCACGAUGAAUGUGGGGGCGAAGUUAUAGAAAAGAAUGGAAAGACGUUCAAACUUUUUUAUGGAAUGUCCUCCAAUACAGCCAUGAUGAAGCACGCUGGUGGUGUUGCAGACUACAGAUCUUCGGAAGGGAAAACUGUUGAAGUGCCUUACAAGGGUUUAGUCGAAAACACUGUGCUGGAUAUACUGGGCGGCUUAAGAUCCGCCUGCACUUAUAUAGGAGCUCAACGUUUGCGCGAAUUACCACGACGAGCGACGUUUAUACGCUGCACGCAACAAUUAAAUCCCUUGUACGGACCACCCCCAGUAAUAUAAAGAUUAUAAUUAUUAAAUUGUGCUCCUUAGUAAAAGGCUUAGGAAAAAAAUGUUUAACGCCAAUAUUUGAUCGUGUAUUAUUUGCUGGCAAAUAAUGUUUAUAUAUGGACGAAAAUGCAAUCUUGUAAAAUGUUUACCACUGUAUCGUGUAAUAAUGUUUAAGUAUUACGAAUUAAUUAUGCUCAAAUGAAAGAACGUUAUACAAUAAUCCUUCAUGCACAAAUAAAGAAUUUCGUUACAUUAAGCCGCCGUUUCAUAUCAUUGAAGACAUUCUGUUAUUGAAUAAUCAAUCAUAUAUCAUUAUGUAUCAAUCUAUCCUACA
Molecule: messenger RNA, 1375 nt
Organism: Trachymyrmex cornetzi
Lineage: Eukaryota; Metazoa; Arthropoda; Insecta; Hymenoptera; Formicidae
Product: GMP reductase 1
Exons: 6
Coding region: 1-1053 (350 amino acids)
Biological process (GO): nucleotide metabolic process
Cellular component (GO): GMP reductase complex
Molecular function (GO): GMP reductase activity
Source: RefSeq, a predicted model, not a curated record